CCCCCCCCCAACAACCCCCCCCCCCCCUACGGCUGGAAGCUCAAGACGAUGUGCCGCUCGACCCCGGGGGACUCUUCUACGCCCGAGGGGUGUUUCAACUCGACGCUACGCCGAGCGACCAGCUAGCCGACCCGGUCCGAGCCAACAAGUCGACGUGGAGGACGAACUCAAGACAUUUUUUAUUUGUCUUCUUCUUUUUUUUUUUCCGGGGUGGAAGAUUAUUGACGUUCUCCAAGCUGUGAUUUCACACGGAUUACUUUUUUGUGUGUGUGUGUGUGUGUGUGUGUGUGUGUCUCUCUCUCUCUCUCUCUCCGUGUGUGUUUGCCUCACUCACAACCUCGUCCAAGGUUACGAAUUAAUUAAGUUAAUUAUGUUUAUUUGCGGCCAGAAAGUAAUUCACAGCGUUUACAACUUCCUUUCCUGGUUCGAGUGCUGCGACGGGAACGUUAGCUAACACAGACUAGCCCGGAUUAGUGUGGUUGUGUUCACUUAGCUACGUGGAAAGUCGGAAUUAACUGUUGCCAAACGUGUUUGUUUUUUUUACUACAAAGAAUAUUUGCAAAUCAGCUGUUGAUUGUGGGUUUCAUAGUUAAACCAACCUGCAUAUAUAUAAAUAUAUACACAACCCCCCCCCCCCCCCCCCCACCAGUGUUCUGACAUUACUGCUGCACAGGUUUUCUCCUCGCACCUGAACACAACAGCGGGGUGUCUGAUAGCAGCCCCCCCCCCCUCUUUUUUUUACCUCCACUUGACAGUGAAGUCACGUUGAGUUGAUCCGAUUGAUCGGAUCGUUUGUUGUGCUAUUCCAGCUGAUUGUGUGGAGGGAAUAUAUAUAUAUAUAUUUAUAUAUUAUAUAUAUAUAUAAAUAAGUAAAAACGGAGAUGUCGGGACAGUCCAUCACGGAUCGGAUCGCGGCGGCGCAGCACAGCAUGACCGGGUCGGCCAUCAGCAAGGCGGUGUGCAAAGCCACCACACAUGAAGUCAGCGGACCCAAGAAGAAACACCUGGACUAUCUGAUCCACUGCACCAACGAGAUGAACGUGAGCAUCCCCCAGCUGGCCGACACGCUGUUUGAGCGCACGGCGAACUCCAGCUGGGUGGUGGUCUUCAAAGCCCUCAUCACCAGCCACCACCUCAUGAUGUACGGCAACGAGCGUCUCAUCCAGUACCUGGCCUCCAGAAACACUCUGUUUAACCUCAACAACUUCCUGGAUAAGGGAGCGCUGCAAGGUUACGACAUGUCGACCUUCAUCAGACGAUACAGCCGCUAUCUGAACGAGAAGGCCAUGUCCUACAGGCUGGUGGCGGUGGAUUUCACCAAGAUGAAGAGGGGGAUCGAUGGCGUGAUGCGCUCCAUGAACACGGAGAAGCUCAUCAAGACUCUGCCCAUCAUUCAGAACCAGCUGGACGCGCUGCUGGAUUUCCAGGCUAACCCUAAUGAGCUGACCAACGGAGUGAUAAACUCGGCCUUCAUGCUGCUCUUCAAAGACUCCAUAAGGUUGUUUGCUGCUUACAAUGAAGGAGUCAUCAACCUAUUGGAGAAAUACUUCGACAUGAAGAAGACCCAGUGCAAGGACGCUCUGGACAUCUACAAGAAAUUUCUUUACAGGAUGACGAAGCUGUCAGAGUUCCUCAAAGUGGCGGAGCAAGUUGGAAUAGAUCAGGGUGACAUCCCAGAUCUCUCACAGGCCCCCAGCAGCCUCCUGGAGGCGUUGGAGCAGCACCUGGCCUCUCUGGAGGGCAAGAAGACCAAGGAGCUGAACGCAGACACCAGAGCGUCCACCUUGUCCAGCGCCGUCUCGACUCUGUCCACCACCGGCAUGUCCUUCAGCCGCAUGGACGAGAAGGAGAAGCAGCAGGCCCUGGAGGAGGAGCAGGCCCGGCUGCAGGCUCUGAAGGACCUGCGCCUGAAGGAGAUGGGCAUGCAGACUCCUCCCUCUGCCUCCCCCAGCAGCCAGUCGAUAGGCGGCGCCGUCAACAACAACAACCACAUCACACAAAGCCCAGAGAUGUUCACCUCCACGCUGUCUGCCAACAGCGUGCCCAAUCUGAACAGCGACCUGUUUGAUCUUCAGCCGGCCUUCAUCCCCGCUGUGCAGAGCAAUCCUUCAAUCUCCACCGCCAACAGUGCCUGGGGAGGAUUGGAGAACCGGCCUCAGCAGCAGACCAUGGCUGCAGAUUUCGAUGCCGUGUUCGGGAAUAAGGCCGCCGCGCCAAGUAACAACGGCCCACAACCUGCAGCCGGUUUCGAUGCUCUCGGAGACCUGCUGAAGCCCACGAUGCCCGCGCACGCCGCUCCUCUCCCUCCCCCUCAAAUGGCCAUCCAUCACGGAGGGAAGCUGCUAGCCAACGACCUCGACUCCUCUCUGGCAAACCUCGUGGGCAAUCUGCAGUUUGGCGGCGCCCCAGCCAAGAACUCGUCCCUCUUCAGGCCAGAGAUGCAGUGGAACCAGCAGGGCGAGAAGAAGCUGACGGGGGGCCACAACUGGCAGAACAAGACCAUGUCGACCACUCAGUGGGGCCCGGCGCCCAUGGCCCCGCAGCCCAUGCCUGUACAACACGUGGCUCCAGCUCCUUUGGCUUUCCCCAUGACCCCACCGCAAGUGCCUGUGUACGGAAUGGUGCCCCCCCAGAUGGGUCAGAUGGGCGGGGUCCCCGUGAUGGCUGCUCAGCCCAUGAUGUACAACCAGCCGGUCCUCAGACCCACCAACCCCUUCGCCCCGAUGCCCGGAGCCCAGGUCAGCUAUCCUGUACUCGUGCAUUCGUACGCACAGAACGACACCUUUGCCACUGAAAAGAUGCAGUUCAUGUAAACCAGUCAGGAGGAAGCAGAGUGCCAAAAGCGACAAACAAACAAACAAACAAACAAACAAACAAAUAGCAGAAGAAAACACACGAGAGGAGCGGACGGAGGAAUUAUGUAAAACGACUCGGAGACGGACGGCAAGAAACCAACUGACACCAAAACAAACAAACUGGUUGAAAGGAGGAGGAGGAGCAGAGGAUGGAGGGAUGGAGGGAUGGAGGAUGUCAUCCUGGCUGGUCGUUGUCUGAAACAACUCCUUGUGUGUGUGUGUGUGUGUGUGUGUGUGUGUGUGUGUGUGUAGCUUCUUUCUGUUACACAGUCUAAUUUGUGUUUUAAACCAUAUCGAUGGAGUGACUCUUCAGGGGAGGGAAUAAGGAUGAGCGAAGAGGAGGAGGAGGAGGAGGAGAGAGAACGAUGGGAGGAGGAGGAGGAGGAGGAGGAGGAGUUCCUCCCUCUGGUUUUCAGUCAAACCCGUCUGGCUGUCUGAGUCUCUGCUGCAGAAUUAGCUUUAUUUCAUACUGGUGCUAUUUUUGUCCUCUCCGGGUUACCGUCCGCCUGCAACGGCAACUAGGGAGCACUCGGGAGGGGAGAAGUGUGUGUGUGUGUGUGUGUGUGCGCGGCAGUUGUUUCAGACGACACCUUUACGACCUCCUCCAUCCCCCUUCGUUCACAACACGUACCCAUCAGAGAGAUUUCCAGGCGAAUCUUCUUUCCCGUAGUUUUCCGCUCCGUCGAGGAUUUCUUUUGUAUUCGUUCCACCGGUUGUCUCCUGAAUGUCAUCGGGGGGGGGGGGGG
Messenger RNA from Cyclopterus lumpus (lumpfish), 3601 nucleotides. Its product is annotated as phosphatidylinositol-binding clathrin assembly protein. Lineage: Eukaryota; Metazoa; Chordata; Actinopteri; Perciformes; Cyclopteridae. Gene Ontology annotation, biological process: clathrin coat assembly; synaptic vesicle budding from presynaptic endocytic zone membrane; clathrin-dependent endocytosis. The transcript is spliced from 19 exons. The record is from RefSeq and is a predicted model, not a curated record. The coding region runs from base 882 to 2813 and encodes 643 amino acids. Gene Ontology annotation, molecular function: clathrin heavy chain binding; phosphatidylinositol-4,5-bisphosphate binding; SNARE binding. Gene Ontology annotation, cellular component: clathrin-coated pit; extrinsic component of presynaptic endocytic zone membrane; synaptic vesicle.